UUUUCUUUUUCUCUAUAGGAAGCUUCUGAGGCUGUCACAACUAAUAAAACACAUGAACAAAGGCUUGUUGAUUACAUCUCUUUCAGAAUACCUGAGGAUUCAUUCUCAACUAUCAGAAAUUGCAUAGGCAUCGCUAGGGGUUUUAUGCAUGAUUUGAGCAGUGUAAAGAAGGGAAAUGCCUCACUGGAAGCUGUCUUGUUAUCGGUUCCUGAUGGCUACCACUGCGUGGAUCUCUGUCUAUAUAAAGAAAGUCAAAUCGUACUAUUAUUAAACGAAUCAACUACCAGUUCUGAAAGCUCCAGUAAUGGUUGUAUGAUGAUUGUACAAGCGAGUGACCUUCCCUUUGUAUCAAUUUCAAGAUCCACUGGUCUAAACUGUUGGAAUCUGCAUGAAUUGAAGGACUCUGUCAUGUACCUGCAGAUGGAGAAUGAAAAGGUUCGGAAUAUUCCUCACUCUGUGGUUGCUCCCUUGGCAGUCAGUGCAUCCAGGGGUGUGGCUUGUGUUUUUGCUGCCAGAAGGCGUGCGUUGGUCUAUAUUCUGGAAGAAGAUGAAGAUGAAGUAUCCGAUGCAGAGUGAUUGAAUUAUUAUUGUAUUAUUUCUCAUUUUAUUAUUAUUAUUAUUAUUUUUUUGGGUUUUUUUUUUGUUAUAAUCAACUUGUGUUUUUCUCACUCUUUGUGGGUUUGUAUUUUUACUUUUUUUUGUAUGUAUGGUAACUGUUGGUACAAUUUUCAAGAAAUAUGUUAAACAAUUUUAAAAUAGGAACAAAAAAUGAAAGAGUAUAAUCAUUUUACAUUCUAGCA
Molecule: messenger RNA, 800 nt
Organism: Camellia sinensis
Lineage: Eukaryota; Viridiplantae; Streptophyta; Magnoliopsida; Ericales; Theaceae
Source: RefSeq, a predicted model, not a curated record